This is a messenger RNA of Daktulosphaira vitifoliae (grape phylloxera), 1169 nucleotides long. RefSeq lists its product as uncharacterized. Lineage: Eukaryota; Metazoa; Arthropoda; Insecta; Hemiptera; Phylloxeridae. The transcript has 7 exons. Bases 80 to 796 code for a protein of 238 amino acids. The record is from RefSeq and is a predicted model, not a curated record.
UUUUAGUUCACAAUCUAAUUCCCUAUAUUUUCUUCAUUAAAUUUUUAAAAAAUUGGUUUUAAAAUUAAUCAUUAAAAAUAUGUUAUUUUUAAAUUAUAUUAUAUUUAUAUGGAUGUUACACCAAAACAUAAUAUCAACUGAGGGACAUAAAAACCUAAUUAAGACUGUCAAGAAAAAAUUAAAAAAACUAAUUGAACCUCGUAAUGAUGAUAUUGCACAGGUGGUUGACUAUGAAACUAAUGAAGAAAGAAUUAAAAACAUGACAGUUUGUUGUAUAGAUAUCAGUGAUAAAAAAUAUUUUAUAUCCAUAGUCCUCGAAAUUAAUCAUUAUUUUAAUCCUAUCACAUCGGAUAAGAAUCCUAAAAAGUUGACGAUACCAAUUUAUACAACGGAAAAUCGUAUAGUGGAUGGUAUGCUAAAUGGUAUAGCUAGAGUUUUAGAAAAUGAAGAAACAGGCAUCAGUCUAUGGAAAAAAAUGAUUGAGAAAACAAAAACAAGUAGUGAAGCUUUAGAAAUUCUGGGAAGCAAAAAAAAAUUUAAAUUAUAUACGGAAAAACAAUACAAGAGUGGAUUUUUAUUGACUUAUUUAGAUUUCUAUAUACUAUCAGUUGUGAUUGAUAAAUGCAUUUAUUAUUAUGAACAUGAUUUUAAUAUAUGGAUGUUUUUCCGUAAAAACUGGCCUAAUUACAGCACUCUUGAUAUGAAGAAUGAAAAGUGUAUUUACAUUGCAGUAAAAGAAAAAUUCGUUUAUUCGAUUACUGAAGUUGUUGAUGAAGUCUUAAAACUCAAAGAAUGAUUUUUUUAAACACUUUUUCGUGAGCUAUAGAAGAACGUGUGUUUUAACAAAGAUACUGAAGAAUUAUGAUAUCAUUCAAAAUAUAUAAACUUUUCAUUACCUACAGUACCACAUUGAUAUUUCAUCCUAGUGCAUCAUAAAUAGUUCUAUGAAACAAUCACGUCAUCAAAAAUCUCAUUCAAUUGAUUUGGUUAUACAUAUAUGUUUUCAUUUUAAUUAUACAUAGUUAAUUUAGCGUUUACGUUUUAUACUUGAUUUUUUUUUAUAACAGUACAAAAUAGACCAAUUGACUCUUAUAACUUUUAUUUCAAUUAAUAUUUCGUUGUAAUUUUUAAGCAAUUAUUACAUUUUUAAACUACAUUAAAAACAUCUU